This is a messenger RNA of Homalodisca vitripennis (glassy-winged sharpshooter), 1689 nucleotides long. RefSeq names its product adhesive plaque matrix protein-like. NCBI's taxonomy places the organism in Eukaryota, Metazoa, Arthropoda, Insecta, Hemiptera, Cicadellidae. The coding region runs from base 1 to 1689 and encodes 562 amino acids. The transcript is spliced from 2 exons. The record is from RefSeq and is a predicted model, not a curated record.
AUGAGUUCUGAGUCCUCAACAUCCAACACUCAAAAGAAAAACAAACAAACAAAACUUGCAGAAAGUUCAAAGCGCUCAUUCCUUCUCAGGGGAAGUAAAACAGAAUACCAGGUGAGACCCGCGCACACACUUGCUCCCUACCUUCGACCCUCGCACACACUUGCUCCCUACCUUCGACCCGCGGACACACUUGCUCCCUACCUUCGACCCGCGUACAAACUUGCUCCCUACCUUCGACCCGCGGACACACUUGCUCCCUACCUUCGACCCGCGUACAAACUUGCUCCCUACCUUCGACCCGCGGACACACUUGCUCCCUACCUUCGACCCUCGCACACACUUGCUCCCUACCUUCGACCCGCGGACACACUUGCUCCCUACCUUCGACCCGCGUACAAACUUGCUCCCUACCUUCGACCCUCGCACACACUUGCUCCCUACCUUCGACCCGCGCACACACUUGCUCCCUACCUUCGAUCCACGCACACACUUGCUCCCUACCUUCGACCCUCGCACACACUUGCUCCCUACCUUCGACCCGCGGACACACUUGCUCCCUACCUUCGACCCUCGCGUACAAACUUGCUCCCUACCUUCGACCCGCGGACACACUUGCUCCCUACCUUCGACCCGCGUACAAACUUGCUCCCUACCUUCGACCCACGCACACACUUGCUCCCUACCUUCGACCCUCGCACACACUUGCUCCCUACCUUCGACCCGCGGACACACUUGCUCCCUACCUUCGACCCGCGUACAAACUUGCUCCCUACCUUCGACCCGCGGACACACUUGCUCCCUACCUUCGACCCGCGUACAAACUUGCUCCCUACCUUCGACCCGCGGACACACUUGCUCCCUACCUUCGACCCUCGCACACACUUGCUCCCUACCUUCGACCCGCGGACACACUUGCUCCCUACCUUCGACCCGCGUACAAACUUGCUCCCUACCUUCGACCCUCGCACACACUUGCUCCCUACCUUCGACCCGCGCACACACUUGCUCCCUACCUUCGAUCCACGCACACACUUGCUCCCUACCUUCGACCCUCGCACACACUUGCUCCCUACCUUCGACCCGCGGACACACUUGCUCCCUACCUUCGACCCGCGUACAAACUUGCUCCCUACCAUCGACCCGCGGACACACUUGCUCCCUACUUUCGACUCGAACACACACUUGCUCCCUACCUUACGACCCGUGCACACACUUGCUCCCUACUUUCGACUCGAACACACACUUGCUCCCUACCUACGACCCGUGCACACACUUGCUCCCUACUUUCGACUCGCACACACACUUGCUCCCUACCUACGACCCGCGCACACACUUGCUCUCUACCUUCGACCCGCGCACACACUUGCUCCCUACCUUCGACCCGCGUACAAACUUGCUCCCUACCUUCGACCCUCACACACACUUGCUCCCUACCUUCGACCCGCGUACAAACUUGCUCCCUACCUUCGACCCUCGCACACACUUGCUCCCUACCUUCGAUCCGCGCACACACUUGCUCCCUACCUUCGACCCACGCACACACUUGCUCCCUACCUUCGACCCGCGUACACACUUGCUCCCUACAUUCGACCCUCGCACACACUUGCUCCCUACAUUCGACACGCGCACACACUUGCUCCCUACCUUCGACCCAUGCACACACUUUUAUUCCCUGAGUUUGACAACUAA